UCCCAGCGCCGCAGGCGGGUGGGCGGUGUGGGGCUGCCGCGGGAGCAGAUGGGGCGGGGGGCCCGCGGGCGAGCGGCUGAGGCGGCCGGCGGCGGCCGGCGGGCAGCCUGAAAUGGCGAAGGCUCCGCGCCCAGGCAGCAGUGACUCAAAAAUGCCUCCUCAGAAAGCCCAAAUCUCUGCACUGUGAAAGCAGAGCCCUUCAGAUGUGAUGCAGGCAGUCCACCUACAGUCCGUGCAGGAAAAGCUGGCCCACGCCGAUUCAGUGCUGCUCAGUGGCACAUGCAGAACGUCCUCAAAGACUCUGUGGAGAGCUCCGAUGAUGAAUUCUUUGAUGCGCGAGAAGAGAUGGUGGAAGGAAAAAGUGCCAUUCUCAUAGGGAUGAGCCAGUGGAACUCAAACGACCUUGUUGAACAGAUAGAAACAAUUGGGAAGCUGGAAGAAAAUCAAGGUGAAGAGUCUGCAUUUUGCUCAUCUGGCUUUCUACAGGAAAAACAACGUGAAUUAUAUAGAGCCUCUUUAAGAAAACAAAGGUUCCCGGCACAGAGCAGUGUUGAAAUACAGGAGGACAGUGAGGAAGGAGUUCAACGCCAGAACUGCAAAACUCAUGUGCUAAUUUUGAUCCUGCAUGGGGGGAACAUCUUGGACACUGGAGGCGGGGACCUCAGCAGCAAGCUGGCAGACAUCAACACCUUCAGUUCUGUGUUUGAGAAGGUGACCCAAGCCCAUUUCCCUGCUGCUUUGGGCCACAUCUUAAUCAGACUUGUUCCCUGCCCAGCAAUCUGCUCAGCAGCUUUCUCUCUUGUUUCCAACCUCAGUCCCUACAGCUAUGAUGAGAGCUGUCUCAGCAGCAGUGAAGACCACAUCCCACUGGCUGCCUUGCCCUUGCUGGCUGUUUCAUCCCCUCAGUACCAGGAGGCAGUUGCCAUGGUGAUCAGUAGAGCCAAUCAAGUUUACAAUGAAUUUCUCAAAUCUACAGAUGGGGCUGGUUUUAAUGGACAGGUGUAUCUCAUUGGUGACUGCAUUGGAGGAAUUUUGGGCUUUGAUGCCAUCUGCUAUAAUUCUAAUACGGCUGAUGAGAGUCGGAACAGUAGCAGGAGAGGAAGCAUCAGCAGCAUCCAGGAUAAUCCCCUCUUAGCAGAGGACCCCGGUCUGGGUGGCAGCAAACGCCUGAGCAAGAGCAACAUUGACAUCUUGGGAAUCACGGCGGAUGAGAAGCCAAGGCAGCCGUUGUCUAGGAAACAGAGUGACUCAUCCACCUAUGACUGUGAUACUAUAGCCCAGCAUCAUGCUUUCCUGUCUAGCAUCCACUCAAGUGUGUUGAAAGAUGGUGCAGAAUUUCCUCCUGUGAAUUCCAGUCUCUCAGAAGUAAACCUGGGCCGAUUUGAAUUUGAGGUGUCUGAUUUCUUCCUCUUUGGAUCGCCGCUUGGUUUGGUGCUGGCCAUGAGGAGUAUUGUUCUGCCUGGCCUGGAUGUGUGCCAGGUCCGCCCAGCCUGCAGCCAGGUGUACAGUUUCUUUCACUCUGCCGACCCCUCUGCCUGCAGACUUGAACCAUUGCUGGAGAGAAGGUUCCAUCUCCUGCCUCCGUUCAGCGUCCCGCGGUACCAGAGAUACCCGCUGGGGGACGGCAGAUCUCACCACCUCGGUGAUGCUAUCCACAACCACAGUGCUCUGUUCCUUGAGAACAGCUCUUUGAACAUACCUUUCUCUCAGGAGAGUCCUGGGUCUCCAAAUGCAUCUGAUCGACCACAAGGAAAAACAAGAAAGCUGAGCUUGGCCAGCACGAACAGUGAAAACUCAGGGUCAGCAGAAAGCUUGCCAUCAGCAUACCUCAGCAGCAUUACUGCAAAGUGGUGGGGAACAAAACGGAUAGAUUAUGCCUUGUAUUGUCCAGAUGUGCUGACAGCCUUUCCAACUGUGGCCCUGCCACAUCUCUUCCAUGCCAGCUACUGGGAAUCGACAGACGUUGUGGCCUUCAUUUUAAGACAGGUGAUGAGGUAUGAAAAUGUGAAUUUCAAGGAAAAUGACAACCUGGAUCCAGCAACACUAAGUCCAUCCAAUCCACGAGAAAAAUGGCUGCGCAAAAGGACACAUGUCAAAUUGAGAAAUGUGACUGCUAAUCACCGGGCUAAUGACGUCAUUGCAGCAGAAGAUGGUCCUCAGGUACUGGUUGGGCGCUUUAUGUAUGGACCUCUGGACAUGGUGGCUUUAACAGGUGAAAAGGUUGAUAUCUUCAUAAUGACUGAGCCAUCUUCGGGUAGGUGGGUGUACUUUGACACAGAGAUAUCCAACAGCAGUGGACGGAUAUCCUACAACAUACCCACACAGAAGAGACUGAGAGUUGGUGUGUAUCCCAUCAAAAUGGUGGUCAGGGGGGACCAGAGCAGUGCUGCAAGUUACCUGACUGUGCUUCCCCGAGGAAUGGAAUGUGUUGUCUUCAGCAUUGAUGGCUCAUUUGCAGCAAGCGUUUCAAUUAUGGGCAGUGACCCCAAAGUCCGAGCUGGGGCUGUUGAUGUGGUCAGGCAUUGGCAGGACCUGGGAUAUCUGAUUAUCUAUAUUACUGGCCGUCCAGAUAUGCAAAAACAGCGUGUGGUUUCAUGGUUGUCUCAACACAACUUCCCACAAGGGAUGAUCUUCUUCUCAGAUGGACUUGUUCAUGAUCCACUGCGACAAAAGACCAUUUUUCUCCGGAAUCUCAUGCAAGAGUGCCACAUCAAAAUCUGUGCCGCAUAUGGUUCGAUGAAGGAUAUUUCUGUGUACAAUGUCUUGGCUCUGUCGCCAUCCCAGAUCUACAUAGUUGGACGAUCAACAAAGAAGUACCAGGCACAGUGUCAAUUCCUCAGUGAAGGUUAUGCAGCCCAUUUGGCAUCGUUGGAGUUCAGUCUCCAUUCACGACCCAAAAAGAACAACUCUCGGAUGAUCUUGAGAAAAGGCAGCUUUGGCCUCCACUCCCAACCCGAGUUCUUGCGCAAGAGAAACCAUCUCCGCAGGACUAUGUCUGUACAGCAACCCGACCCACCUUCUUUGAACCCCAAGCCAGAGCGUGCCCAGAGCCAGCCCGAAUCAGACAAAGAUCACGACAGGCAUUUGCCCUCCAUUGCUUGGGUUCGAGGUGGAGUUCACAAAUUUGAAUCUGUCCCCUAGGAAGCUUGGGAAUAUAGAUCUUGGGUGCACCUCAUUAAACUUGUAGGCAUGCCUCAAUGAUAAUUAGGCAGCUUCAAACUAAGAGAUGUAGAGGGGAACCUGUACCUCAGAGUCUUCCCUGUUCUGGAAUUUGCCUUCUUACACCAACCGGGGAACUUCCAGUCUGUUCCUCUUGACAUGUUUAUUAGGAAAUUUUAAAACAAUCUGAAACUAUCGCAAGUGCUUCUAACAUCAAAGCAACAUGAAAUAUCUUUGGCUAUUUUUACAACAGAUAAUAACAAAUGUGCAAUAAGAGAAAAAGCUGUAACAGGCUGAUUUUACUCAGAAGGAUUGAGGUAUCAGCUAACUAGCUGUGCCCAAACCAGUAUAAACAGUAGGUCCCAUAGGUUACAGAGAAAGUUUACACUUUAAACAGUUAUAUCUGUUUCCACUUGACUUUUGGUACACUUGGAAGGGAAGCAGAAGUGGGAACUACAAUAAUGGGUGGUCAGGAUUUGUACAGCAAGAUGCUUUUUGGGUGCCUUAAACCCAAGAUUUCCUUUCAGCUUACAGUGUUGGUCAACAGGCCCCAACAUGGGCACUCGUGUUUGUGUGAAGUGCUGGACAUCAAGUAAAUGGGAGAACUCCACUUAUGAACCAAAUCAUAAAAAUUUCAUGUUAGAAAUAAAUGUGUCUGCCACAGUUUUGAAGCAGUUAGUGUUGCUGUAUACAAAGUAAUGUGCAAGUGUACUAAGAUCACAUUGUUUUGUGGAACUUGGUGACUGUGUAAAAUGUGUGGACUACUCCGAGUAAGGAGAUGGCUCUGACCAUCUCUGUUCGAGAGGCAGAUCCUGAGGUGGUGAGCUAACGGGAGCCUUUUUACUAAGGGAUCUGCAAACUUCAGAGCAGUCGCUUUUUUUCAUUAUUCUAACUAGAAUCUUUACACCAGAGGAGAAAAAAAAGUAAUGGAAUUCCUGUGGGUAAAUUGUUUUCCUUCUUGUGGUUUAUAGCAACUACUGUUUAGGACAAUCUGUAGUAUUCAGAAUUACAGCACUUGAGCUUCAAAGAAUGGGCAUACCAAAUUACAGGUGCCAAAUAGACAUUUUCCUACUGAUUUAAAUUUCUCUCUGAUCUCUUAGUGAACUCAUUAGAAGUAAAAUGUGUGAAAUCUUCCCCAGGUGGUAAUAUUUCUGAAGCGUUUUAGUUAGUUUAACAUAGUAGCAGUUUGUUCAUGUACAUACUUCUGCACUAAAUUCACACAGAGAACUUCUAUGACUGAACUGGAGCAUGUUUUAAAACCUGCAAUGAAAUUACAAGUGCACAUAAACCCCCCUUUUCUUUAAAAGUUAAAACCAGACUAUUGACACUGAGAAAGCUUUAAGUCAAAAGGAGAUUUCUUCUUCAGGUUGAUUUGUUUGUUUUUGGUUUCAGGGGGUCGGGGCGGACAGGGUGUUGUGCCCACCCCAACCCCUGACGUUCAGGUUUGCCUGGCCUGUAGCUGUAUCAGAAAGUCUUUCAACGAGCCUCGUUAAUGAUUUUGAAAGUUGACAUGUAAAGCAAACAGGAAAUGCAAUGAAAAACUAUUAAGGCAGUGCAGGAGUAAACCUAGGUCUAUACUCUUCAUUUACUCAAACGUUUCAGUGUGCUUUUUGAAUGGCAUAGUAAUGUGACUUUUGCCUUAAAAGGCAGCAAAGUAGCUUAUAGAUGGAGAUAUUUGAUUUUUUUUUAGGCGUUACAUGUCUAAAAAUUGUCAGUUACGUAUUUCAAACUACCUGAAAGAUCUCUGGUACAUCAGUGAUUUGUUUUUGAUAAUGCUUUCUUUGAGGGAAGGGGUAAUCUUUGCUGAAGAGUUAGGAGACAUAUUAAACGUUUGGUAGCUCACACUAAUUGGGAGCAGGUAACAACUGCAUUACAGGGGGCUGGGAUUUUAUGGUCUGUUGCCAAGUCAGGCAGCUACAAAAGCUAAAUGAAAGGUAUCCACAAACUACAUUGAGACAGUCUUCAGGUUUACAAAUUCUUUCCCAGUAAGAUCAUACCUAGUUCUUUAACCUACAAACCUGGAGGAAUUAUUCUGUGUUCUGUCGUGGCUUACUGUGUGUAUUAAUUCUAAUCACGUGGUGUUUCCUCUCCUGUCCUCUGCGGCCGGGAGCAGGUGGCACAGGUACACCUGACUCCUCCCUCAGUCAGUUCCUGCUUGCUGGUUUUAAACAGACGUGGGAAUCCAAGGCCUCUGGGGAAGGCACUCGCCAGGCAAAUUUUAAAUGUGCUGAGGGGACCUAAAAGCAGCGUUGAUUGCAAAGUUCUCUUUAAGCACUGGGUGUUGUGUAGCAUGUCUCCUGACAGUAAAUACUGUUCCUGCUGCAAAGUUCAAAGCUCAUGUUGCUUUAGCCAUCUAUCUCUAUCAUUCAAAAGACUCCAAAAUCUGUUUUUUAAGUUGCCGUAGUAGAAGGGCCUACUGUCUUUCAAAAGGGGCAUCCUGUGUGUAAUUUUGUGACUGUAUUAAAGGAACUAGCAUCUGAGCACAAGGUCACAGAAAUCACCUAGGUUGUUAAGGUCUGUCUUUUACUCCUGCAGACACAAUGUCAUUUAUUAGUAUCUGGGUCACCUUUACAGUAGUCACUGUGCUGGCUUCUCUUAAGAAUAUCAUGAGCUAAUAGUAGUAAAACAAACACUAGUGUGUGUGCAUGAUCUAGAGUGGUAGCAAUUACAGAGUUUCUACACAUGGUAUUGAAAUCAAGCUGGAAAUAUUCUCCCUAUGUUUCCUAUCAUAUACGAGGGCUCAUAUGGCCUUUGCAGAAUUCCAACACGACUUAUUGCUCAGGGAUAGAAUGGUUUAUCUCCUGACCACUUGCCUCCAGCUGAGCACUUUGGCAAACAGUGAUACAGGCAUCAGCUUGGAGGUUAAGGCUUCAUGUUAAUCAGGAGCUGAUCUUCUGAAACAUCAGGUGCCAGACGCACUUGUUUUGAAAUCACUAGCCAGCUGCCACUAAAACGGUCAACAACAACAACUUCGGUUGAAGCUGAGGGUACGUACCAGUGUGAUUUUUAGACAUCUCUAGCUAGGCUGGCAGUUGAACACGCACUCUGGGGCAGUGGCUGGGAACCUUACACAUGUUGAACUAGCAGCUUUUUUUUUUCCUAGGGUGAUCCCUGAGGUUUUCUCCAUGAAACACUAGUUUUAGAGCAUAAUUUUUUCGAUCGUAUUUUCUCUUAAAACACUUCCUUCUGGUUAGAAUUUUAGUUAUACACUUUGUCCACAUGAAACUGCAUGCAGUGGUUCAUGGGUAUUCAGUUUGCAAUUGGAUUUCAGUUUUAAUUGUGCUUUCACAGAAGGAUUAUCAAUCCUGCUAAGCAGGACAUUUGCUAAGGAUAAGAUUGGUCCUACAAGUGUUCUUACUCUCUGAUUGCAAGUCUUCAUUGCUGCAGUUUCUUUGCAGUCAACAUUUACUCAAACUUUUUAGGCUAUGGAAGUGUUAAAGAUACACAAAGGGAAAGGUCCGAGAAGUCAGGUGGGAACGGUGGCUGCAGGUUGGACUCAUCACUAGUUUCAGCACCUUUAGUGCCUCCUGUUACAGAAAAGCACAUUCUUUUACCUGCUAAGUGGAGGGAGCAUAAGCGAAACUGUAAAACACAAGCUUGUCAUUCCAGUGGGUGCUGAGGCAGCAGUACAGCUCAGCACAAAGCAGGCCACAGCUGGAAGCGUUCACUUCGUUGCCUGUUGAUAUGGAUCCUGUUUUAAAUUAUGUAAAAAAAUGGCUACGACUAAUAGCAGUGGUAGAUUUAUCCAAGAUAUUUUUAAAACAUCCCUUCACAACUGUGGUGUUUUGGUUUUGUGUGUAUGUGUGUGUAUCUACUGGAAGACACCUUAAGGGAAGUUUUGGUUCUGUUGUCACAGCAAAUUUGUAACCAAUAUACUUUUUAAGAAACAAACAAACAAAACACAACACCACAAAAAAACCCCCAACCAAACACUAACCACACAGCGCUGGUUGUAUUCGGUUUUGUUGUCUAGUUAAGUAAGUUUGAAAAAAGGUGUCGUUGUAUAAAGAGUGCAGAAUAUUCCAUAGACCUGAAUAGUGAUGUUGAUCCAAAUCUGCUUAUUUUGAAUAACUUUCUUAAAGUGUUUGCAUACACUAGUGCUCUUGGAACAGAAUCUUGCUUGACCAAAGUACUCCUGUUUAGUUUUGUGGCAUGAUUUAUCUCUAUUCAGCAUAAAAUUUUGUUAGGUGUAAAAAUGACAUGGUAUUGGUAAUUGUUCUUGUUUAUUGGGGUUCAUGAGAACUGCCAUUUUGAUUUAUUUCCAUGAGAACGGAGUCUAAAUUCUUACAGAUUAUUUCACCUGUUCCUUUAGUACUUAGGGAAGUCACUUCUAAAUAGAGUUAAAACUUGAACUGGUUAUGUAGAAGUGGAACUAUCAGUAAACUGGUGGAAAAAAAAUGACCGUAUCUUAAUCUACUAUUAAAGUAAGCAGAACAAUGACACUUUAUCUGGGAGCUCCACCAUUCUGCAAGAUAGCCUUUGUUUGCCAUUAUCCGUGAACAAGUUGUCCCACUUAUACAUUGCAGUCUUUAGUGCAGGGCACUACUAAUGUGUGUGUUUAAGCAAAUCCCCAAUACUUAGAUAUAUAGUAUCAUAAUGUACUUCACAUAAUAGAUUCGGAAGAUAAAACAAGAGUUUUUUCCUUCUUUCCUUACUGUUUCCUGUCUCAAAUUUGCUAAAAACUUUGUUUAUAAGCAUUUUUAUAAUACCCAAAAUCAAUAGGUAUUUUUGGGUUUUAAAAUUUGUAAGUACAACAAUUGUUACUGAACAAACAGGAUUUUGCCCAGGUUUUUUUUCCCCCUCUUGCCUCUAAGCCACAGAAAGGUGAGUACAUCAUAAACAUACUAGAUGAUUAGAGUAUGGGCACCUUUUUAAUAAGCUCAUUAGCUUAAUAAUGGAGAGAAGAGAUCGUACACUGCAAUGUCAUCAUUUUUCUGGUUAGAGCUAAAAAUGUGGGAUCUGAACUCAAGAUUGCUGCAUUGAAUUGUUCAUUUCAGGCAUGCAGGGGAGAAAGUGGCACUUUCCAUCCUCAUCUGGAGCUGGUAUAGGAUAGAAUUCCCAUAAACACAAAACUUUACAACAUACUUCCUCAGCUUCUCUAAGAGCAGUGAUUCCUCAUGAUCCGUGUUCGUAGCUUCAGCAGAAGUUGUGGGGUUAACAAGGUAAUCUGACUUCGUGAUGUUUAAUCACUCAAGUGUAAAUACAGGUUCCUACAGCUGAUCCUAAAUUCAGCCCCCCUUAAAAAAUUGAGGUAAUAACACGUUUUUUUUUUUCUGGAUGAAAAGAGCUCUUUUUUUCAGAAAUAAGAAAUGGCCUGGAGCAGCUUAGAAUCCUGUGCCAUGGACUCUGGAAUUGAAGUCAGGUGUCGGUAUUUCCUCUCUCCCUCAUUUUAGUUCAAGCCAAAGGUAAGGGGAUUACAGUUUACCAUCUACUUGUAUUUCUCUCAAUAAGAUGCCUUUGAAACUGGAUAUAAUUGUGGUGGGUGGGGGAAUGUGGAACAAAUUUGCCAGUUCAUUUCUAACUUGUAAGGAUGUACAGAACUCAUGGGCGGGGAAGAGAGAGCGGCAGGUUUACUCUGACUUGCUUGGAGCUGAUAACACCAGAGAUCACAACGUACGCGCCGUUUUAGAUUGCGAGCUUUAAAUACAGAGCUACGCCGGGAGGACUGGUGUGGGGCCCAGAAUGGCAGUCCUUUCACAGAACCCUUUCUGUUUGUGGGGCAGGGAAGGGGCCGGUCCACUUACAGCUGAAUUAAUACAAGGAAACUUGAAAUUAUACAUGUUCUUUCAGUCUAUAGUUUUAUUAAGUGCAUACUUUUAAAUAUUGUUUGUCAGUGAGAAGGUUCUAUCUGGUGACAAAUGUUUAUAUUUCUUAUGGCUGCCUUGUAAAGAUUCAAAAAUGUACAAUAAUGAAUUUCUUAAUAUGAAAUAAGGAGUAAGAUUUCUACAACUGGUAUAGAUUUUGAUGUGAGAUGGUUUUUAAAGUCUUAUAACAGAUUAGUCACUUAAAUAAAGCCUUCCUUGCCUUUAAACAAA
Molecule: messenger RNA, 9194 nt
Organism: Columba livia (rock pigeon)
Lineage: Eukaryota; Metazoa; Chordata; Aves; Columbiformes; Columbidae
Gene: PITPNM3
Product: PITPNM family member 3
Exons: 21
Coding region: 280-3141 (953 amino acids)
Cellular component (GO): cytoplasm; COPII-coated ER to Golgi transport vesicle
Molecular function (GO): metal ion binding; glycerophospholipase activity
Source: RefSeq, a predicted model, not a curated record